Molecule: messenger RNA, 3261 nt
Organism: Acinonyx jubatus (cheetah)
Lineage: Eukaryota; Metazoa; Chordata; Mammalia; Carnivora; Felidae
Gene: LYPD6B
Product: LY6/PLAUR domain containing 6B
Exons: 7
Coding region: 2317-2826 (169 amino acids)
Molecular function (GO): acetylcholine receptor regulator activity
Source: RefSeq, a predicted model, not a curated record
AUGUAAGUGGACCAGAGAAGUUAAAACCUGCUGUAGUUCAAGGUCCAGCUGUAUGAAUUUUACUUAUUGUUGAUCUCUCUUUGUCUCUCAUUAGAGUAUAACUUUCCUGAGGGCAUGGUAGGGUUUAUUCCCUCUUGUAUUCCCAGUGCCUAGAAUGGUGCCUGUACCAUCGAAUGACUAUGAUGUCAUCACAUAAAGUACUUGAUAAAUGAAGGCUGGAGGGAAGGAAGAAAGGCUGUGAGUGACUCUUGUUGGCUUCCCCCUGUCAUAAUUGACCUCCCCCACAUUUUAGACAACCCAGUGUAAGCUAGCAAUCAGCCCACUCCCUACACAGCACAGCCUGAUCUUGAGGUAAAUUUGGAGGCUCCCAGGUUCUGGCAGUCUUCACGGUUGGUGAAUUGUCAUUAGUAUUUGGUGUAUAGAGGCAUGUUUCGUGAAACCAGUAAACGCCCCCUCUCUACACGGUUCUACUAUUUCAUACAUUUCCAAGAAGUCAACAGGUAGUAAUAGAUACAGCCUGAUUGAUUUCUGGAAGGGUAAAGACAGAGUGUAUUUGCUGUGAGAUAGGUAAAUGGAAUCUUUGGCACUGAGAUUCCAUUAUCUUUUCUGCAUGGAUAAAAGGUGUAUGACUUACUGACCAUUUAAUCCCACACACAGCAUUAACAGUAGUGAUAGGUGAGGGGUGUGUGAGGAGAGGGACUUGUAAAUAAGAAGAUGAUAGGAGUGUAAAACCCAGUUUGGCAGGGUCUGCCUGGGAUUUUUCUGAGUCCCUGGCAAUACUUAAUUAACUGCAAACAUUCUAUUCAAGAUAAGACUAUAACAGUUGCCUUGGGGAAAAUUCUUUUGAGUCAAUAUUUGUUUGAUCUUUCAUAUAGUAUUUUCGCUCUGCUGUUCGUGCUAUAGCAAAGUUCCUAUUAUAAAUGCCAUUUUCAAGGAUUUGCUGUAUUUACACAUCAGGUCAGUCCUGGAAGGAUUAGAAUCACUGUUUAAAUAGAGACUCUAAGGAGUUUCAAACAAAUCUUUAACAGUGGAAACCUUUUGUUUCAGCCAGUUGACAAAUAAUUAUUAAAAACUGGGUUAAGUGGUUCGGGGGAUCUCAAAAUACAGAAUAAGAUCUUUGCCCUCAGUUGGCUUAUAAUCUAGCUGUGGGAAUAAGGCUUUAAUCAGUCUAUGUGAGACAAGAUUUAUGUGCUAAAUAAUAAUGAUGGCUACAUUGCUGGAUGACGAAUAGCACUGAGCACGGUCUUAGGGGUUUUCUAACCACGAACUCACUCAUGUUGUCUUUCCAGUAGCCCAGUGAGGCAGGCGCUACUGGCUUAGAGUGAAUUUUGCAUAAAUAGACAGUGCUGUGGGAGUUUGGAGAAAGGGGGACCAGGGAAGCAGAAACACGUGAAGGAGAACUUUAAGAAGGACGUCUCUCAAUCUACAUCUGAAAACCGGGAAUGGCUGUGUAAGGGGAAGGAGGAAAAAAAAGGGCAUAAUGGGCACUUGUUGCUUUUGCUUGUAAAAUCAUUUGUGUGUCUUGAAAGUUCUUUUAGUCUUCCUAGACUCUCAGCACACGUGCUUCUGCUGAAGGGGGCUAUAAACAAAUACGUAGGCAAAACAUACAGGAGGUCACAUCAGUGUGAUAAGUGCUUUGAGGAAAAACAAAGACAAAAAGGAAAGAGUGCUGAGGUGGUGGAGGAGGGGAUCUGUAAUUUUAAAUAGGGUGGUCAGGGAACACUAACUGAGGCAUUUGAGUGAAGAUUGGAGGAGAGAGAAAGAGCUCUCCUAUGGGAAGAGCUUUCUAGGCCAAGGGAAUGGUGGGUGCAAAGGCCCUGGGGUGGCAACUUCCCUGAUUUGUUCAAGAAUCAUCAGAGUGGCUACAGAAUACUAAGCAGGGAGGAGAAUGGUAGCAGGUGACGUCUUCAUAGGCAAUGCAUGCCUCGUCACCAUUGCUUUUGGUGGUGCUGUGAUGUAGGAGGAGCUGGUGAGAGUUUUGAGUAAGUGGAAUGGGUCUUCCACAGCUGUAACUACUUUCUCCAGCCACGUGCAGCUGUAGCUCCUUUGGCUUUUAACCGGCAGCAGCUCUCAGUUCCUGAUCCGUUGCUGAUGUGGGCAGAGGUGUUUUGGCAGCUUCAUACCCACUGCCUGGCAGGCUGGUUACUUUGUUUGGGCACAGACCUCAUCACCAUUGGAGAGAGGAGCCUGACAGCCGUGUUCUCUCUGAGAUCACUGUGACCGUGUUCUUACUAAGGUCUCGGGGACACUUUACUGAUGAAAUCUGUAAAAUGUAAUCAGAUGUGAGUUUUGGACUUUCCCAUAACCAAGGUCAGAAUGCUGCCCCUCCGUCAUGCCCUGGCUGUAGCUGUUGUCCAGAUCUUUAUCUUGUCAGAAAACUGGGCAUUGGCCAAGAACAUCAACUUCUACAACGUGAGGCCUCCUCUGGACCCUACGCCAUUUCCAAAUAGCUUCAAGUGUUUUACCUGUGAAAAUGCAAGGGAUAAUUAUAACUGCAAUCGAUGGGCAGAAGACAAAUGGUGCCCACAAAAUACACAGUACUGUCUGACAGUUCACCACUUCACCAGCCACGGAAGAAGUACAUCCAUUACCAAAAAAUGUGCCUCCAGAAGUGAAUGUCAUUUUGUUGGCUGCCACCACAGCCGAGAUUCUGAACAUACAGAGUGUAGGUCUUGCUGUGAAGGAAUGAUCUGUAAUGUAGAGUUACCCACCAACCACACUAAUGCAGUCUUCGCCGUGAUGCAUGCUCAGAGAACAUCCGGCAGCAGUGCCCCCACGCUCUACCUACCAGUGCUGGCCUGGGUCUCCGUGCCUCUGCUGACAUGAAGCCACUGUUCCUAAGAGAGACAGAAACUGCCCUCCGAAGCACAAGCCAAAAACUGUGUGAACGCUGAACGUUUGAGUGAAGACCAGUCUUGCACUUGGUGAAGAGUGCACCUUGGACUACCCCAAAGCAGAAGCCAGUUGUUCGCUGAGCUAAAGCACUCCUAUGUCGGGCCACAGGAUGGAGGAAGGGCAUGUGGCAGGAAGUGAGGGGAUUGUCUGGCUUCCAGGCUUCCUGGUCAGAGGGGCUGCAUCUUGUCUCUUUUGCAGGGAGGAUCCUGCCAGUAUCUGCAACAGAGAGGUUGCAGCAGCCUGUUUUGGUCCUGCUGACCAGGCCUUUAGCUGAAUGGACUGCUUGACCUCAAGACUCCUUCAGAAGCUGCUGGGUCAGACUCUCUCAUUUCUGUGAUUAGCUCAGAGUGUCCCUAUGAAAUCAAC